UUUAAGACCUUUAAAAAUGGUCGCACCUGCUCCUGUUUAAUUACCCAUCCUUUUAACGGACACAAUUGAACUUAUAGGACUGAUAAUCAACCGUGUAAACGUAUACAAACAGCAUUCUUUUAUUAUGUAGAUUCCAAAAAAUAUAAACCAACGUUUGUUGUAAAAACCUAGAAAUUCUUUCGAAGCUGUUAUUGUCCGCUCUGACUUCAGUUCCGUCACAUCUUCCCCGUUGACUCUCUAUAUUAAUAUAAUAAUGGAAUAAUAGAAUUGUUACAACAGAAACAUCACCAGAAUAUAUUCAUCAUCUUUUAAAGACUAACGGAAGGAAUUUUUAUACAGAAUUGAUAUAACCUCGUUUAAUAUGAAGCUGAGGUGAAAUAUUUCCUCUUGGGUGAGAUUAUAAACAACACUUCUCUGUGUUUGCUCUCUGGAACCUGUAAGAGAUAAUCUUGCAUUCUAAAUAAACUUGGAUUCAAUUUACAAAGGAGAUUGCAACAUUUCCAAAUUACAGCAGAGAUUACAGUUGAUGGAAACGUAGCUGAAGGAAUAUUUGUCAGGAAUGAUUUAUAACAACUAAACUAGAAGAUAUAUAUUUUGGUGAAAGAAGAAAAAUUAUUGAAGUUUUCAUGAUGCAGAGAAGAUAAAUGAUUGAUUUUUUUUUCCCCUGAAGAGUUGUCAAAUAAGUGAUGGAAAUUAUGUGACUGCAAUAUCUGUAAAAAUAUCAGUCUCUCAGAGAAAGCAUAUUCAUACAGAGGAACACCUUUAUCACUGUGAUAUCUGUAGAAGCUUAAAGACCCGGAAACCUAUUCAUACAGGAAAGAAAUAUCCAUCAGUGUGAUACGUGUGGGCAAUCAUUCUUGCAAAUCCAUCGUUUAACUGUUUACAAAUGUAUUAUACAGGAAAGAAAUCAUAUCAGUGUGAUAUCUGUGGCAAAUCAUUCUCUCAAACAUCUAGUUUGACUAAUCACAAACGUAUUCAUACAGGUGAGAAACCAUAUCAGUGUGAUAUCUGUGGUGAGUCAUUCACUCAAAGCCAUCAUUUAACUACCCACAAAUAUGUUCAUACUGGAGAAAAGCCAUAUCACUGUGAUAUUUGUGGUAAAUCAUUCUCCGUUGGCAGUACUUUAACUAAACACAAACGUAUUCAUACAGGGGAGAAACCAUAUCAUUGUGGUACCUGUGGCCAAUCGUUCUCUCAAAAUCAUAACUUAAUGACUCACAAACGUAUUCAUACAGGUGAGAAACCAUAUCAGUGUGAUAUCUGUGGUAAAUCAUUCUCUCACACUAGUGAUGUAACUAAACAUAAACGUAUUCACACAGGAGAGAAACCAUAUCAGUGUGAUAUCUGCGGAGAAUCAUUCACUCAGAAUCAAAAUCUAACGAGUCACAAUCGUAUUCAUACAGGGGAGAAACCAUAUCACUGUGAAAUCUGUGGCAGAUCAUUUUCUCAGAAUCAUCAUUUAUCUAAUCACAAUCGUAUUCAUACAGGAGACAAACCAUUUCACUGUGAAAUCUGUGGCAGAUCAUUCGCUCAGAAUCAUCACUUAUCUAAACACAAAUGCGUUCUUAUGGAGGAAAAAGAAAGUCAAUAGUUUCUUCCUUGCUUCACUAAUUGUGCACAUGAAAAAAUAUUUCUGAAAGCCAUGGGUGCUGUAGUGUUGUUUUGUCCUUUAUUUUAUAAACAUGUCCAUGGCUAGUUGGGGUAUGGACUUAAAAAAAGUGACCAAAGUUGCCAGUCAGCAAUCCAUUACUGCCUUUCAUCCAGGUCAAAUUAAGGGAAAGAUCUGUAGUGUAUAGGAUCUAUUCUUCUAUCUCAAGGUACAUCUUCAUGUUGUACCACAGUAACAUGUUCAAGUUGGCAUCUGUUUCAUUAAUGUAGGCAACAAGGGACCAAGAACAGAUCCCUGUUGCAGAUUUAAUGUCAUUGCAUGAGGUGCAGAAUGUUGUCCUUGUACCAUGACCCCUUCUUUUCAACCAAGUCCCUCAAAAAUCAUUAUUUAACUUGUCACAAAUGUAUACACACAGAAGAGGAACCUUUUAUUAUAAAUGAAGUGUGUAAUAUUCUGUGUGAAUUGCCACAAUUGUUUGUCAUCACCUUUGUAAGGGCCAAAAUCUUAAAUGGUAACCUCAUCAACCUUUGGAAAUAUUUAUAAUGUGAAAUCUAAAUAAAGCUGUUUUACUCUUUAAGUAUUCUUCUGUCAUUUUG
This is a messenger RNA of Octopus sinensis (East Asian common octopus), 2205 nucleotides long. RefSeq names its product zinc finger protein 723-like. The transcript is spliced from 2 exons. The coding region runs from base 887 to 1591 and encodes 234 amino acids. Gene Ontology annotation, molecular function: DNA-binding transcription factor activity; RNA polymerase II cis-regulatory region sequence-specific DNA binding. Lineage: Eukaryota; Metazoa; Mollusca; Cephalopoda; Octopoda; Octopodidae. The record is from RefSeq and is a predicted model, not a curated record. Gene Ontology annotation, biological process: regulation of transcription by RNA polymerase II.